AUGUCUGCUUCGCAGAUAGCACCGGCUAUACUUCAGUACAWCGAUCAUAAUGCGUAUCCAGACUCCGAAGCCGUCUCGUCCGCGGAACUCGAUUCCAACGCACUACAGCACUUGUCCGCUGAGCUGCGCAGAUCACAGGACGAAGCCAAAGCGGAAAUUCGACAACUGAGUAGAACUUCAGCACCGGAUAUCGAUACAUGGAUCUCUCGURCCAAGGAACUACAGAAGGAUAUUUUGAGGAGUCGCGCUACGGCAAGGGAGAUUGUCGAGGAGGCAGAGAAGGGACGGGAGCUCAGAGAAGGAUUGGAGGAUAAAGCGAAUAAGGUGCGACUACUAGAGAAAGAAGUCGACUUCAAUGCCAGGUUACGCGAAAGAUUGGAGAGCGUGAGGGAUGUAAAGCUGUUGGUGGGAGAGGGCAGAGAUGCUGUUGUUGCUGGGCAUUUGCGGGAAGGAUUGUCCAAAUGGCAGGAAGUGGGGGAAAAACUUGGAAUGUUGGGCAGCAGCGAUGAGGGUGUCGGUGCGCUGCUGGGAGGUCGAGUGGCAGGUCUUAGGGAUGUGCUCAAGGAAGCUGUCCGAAGUGGAUGGGAGGAGUACAUUUAUGUGGACGUGGAAUCACAGAAAGUGUCUGUGGCAACAGGAACUGACAUUGAUGACCUCAUUGCCACAUCCAAGGGGCUUGGUGAUUACGAGAAUGCCAUGAAGAAGCUGGCCAAGGAAUUCGAGAGAGCUAUUGUGAGGCCCAGACUCGCCAUCUCGAGAGAAGGGCGGGUUGGCAGAAUCGCUGUUGAGGGCAACAGCAUCAAAACCCACCGUGCAAUGGACGACGUGGACUCGCAUGUAUUGUUCGAGGACCUAAAAGCGGUCAUCGAUUGGCUGAAAGCUACGCUCCCCGCAGACAUAGCUGCUCCUCUGUGGGAGAGCCUCAGCCCGGCUUUAAUCUCUCGACUGGAAGAUCCAUGGCUAGAUGCAGCUGUGCCACUCGACAUUGCAGACAUGCCUGCCUUUCAGGAGGUUUUGGCUGAUGUAGCCUCGUUUGCAGAUCAAGUCGACACUUUCAAUGGCAGUGGCAGCAAGCCUCUCCGUACUUGGGYGCAGAGUGCUCCCAGGACAUGGCUUACCAAACGACGAGAAACUAUCUUGGGAGACGUCCGGAGUUUGGUCUUUGCUGGACUGCGGGAGACAAAGGUGGUUGAGCGAGUUGAGACACAGAUGAUGAGCAAAGAGGAUGCUCCUGCUGAAGGCGACGACGAUGAGUGGGACACUGCAUGGGACGAACCCGAAGAGCAGGCUCCUUCUCUCCCUCCACGCGAGCAGCAGACUUCUAACCCCGAAGAUGAGGACGACGAGGCCAGUGCGUGGGGCGCAGACUUGGAUGAAGACGACGACGCGCCGAAAGGAGAUGGUAACGACGAAGAUGAUGCAUGGGGCUGGGGAGACGGUGAGGAUCCCGGCGCGCAAAAGCCCAUGAGUCCAAAGAAAUCCCCAUCGAAGCCAAAUGGGGACCAUCGGUCCAGGCCCACAGAGCGCGAAGUGACCCUCCGCGAACAAUUCACAGUGACAGCGAUCCCGGACUCCAUCCUCACACUCCUCCAAGGCAUUAUCACUGACGCUCAAAAUCUCGCCGGGCCUGAAUACGCUUCUUCGCCCAUCGCACCGGCGGCGACCGGCCUCUACACCCUUCCAACCCUCGCUUUGGCCAUCUACCGAGCCACAGCAACCACAGCAUAUGCCAAGCUGCCCUACGGGAACAUGCUCAUAUACAAUGAUGCAUCACGUCUCGCUGAACAACUUCAAGCCUGGCAAGCUGCACAGCCUCCUGCGUCCCGCCUCCGGCUUUCUGCGGAUGUUACAGCCCUGGAAACGUUCGCAAAACGAGCUUACAGUACUGAAAUGGAGAGCCAGAGAACCAUUCUUAGAGACCUGCUCGAAGGUGCACAGGGCUUCAGCAAUUGCGCCCAAUCUCCGUUCAAGCAGGAAUGCGAGAGCGCGGUGGAGCAGACCGUUGACCGUUUGCGGGAAGUACAUAAAGAGUGGGAAGGCAUUCUCAGCUCUUCAGCUCUGCUUCAAUCCACCGGCUCGCUUCUUGGCACCUUUACAGGAAAAAUGAUUGCUGAGAUUCAAGACUUGCCUGACAUUGGGGAGGAUGAUUCCAAGGCAUUGAAAGAGUUAUGUGAUACAGCCAUGACUGCUAGGGAUAUGUUCAUCCAGGAGGCUCCGGAUGGGGAGAAGAGAGACAUGACCUUUGUGUAUUGUCCAAAUUGGUUGAAGUUUCAGUAUCUGGCUGAGAUUUUAGAGAGCAGUCUGGCGGAUAUCAAGUAUUUAUGGAAGGAAGGGGAGCUCAGUUUGGAAUUCGGGGCUGAAGAGAUUGUGGGGUUGAUUGAGGCGCUGUUUGCGGAGAGUCCGUUGAGGAGGUCGGCUAUCGGGGAGAUUCGAAGGGGUGGGAGGUGA
Ramularia collo-cygni is the source of this 2448-nucleotide messenger RNA. RefSeq lists its product as uncharacterized. The record is from RefSeq and is a predicted model, not a curated record. Lineage: Eukaryota; Fungi; Ascomycota; Dothideomycetes; Mycosphaerellales; Mycosphaerellaceae. The transcript has a single exon. Gene Ontology annotation, cellular component: RZZ complex. The coding region runs from base 1 to 2448 and encodes 815 amino acids. Gene Ontology annotation, biological process: endoplasmic reticulum to Golgi vesicle-mediated transport; mitotic spindle assembly checkpoint signaling.